UUUAAAUGAAAUAUUUUCAAAAAUUCUGAUCAAAAGUACCAAAAAUAAUUAGAAAACAGUAGAUCGGUUCCUCUUUUUGCUUCCAUUCAGACAAAUUGCUAUCAAUCUUACUCUUUGCUUCUAAUUUCAUAGACACAUCAAGCAUAUUGUCAAGUAGUACAUAUCAGAGAUUUAUCUAAUCAUUCGUGAUGGGAUUUACAUCAUUACUACUUGUGCAGCAUUGUAAAACAAUGAAACGUUUAAGUCUGUCUAUGAAAUCCAUUCAGUUAAUGCCUUACAACAUUUCAAAGUUGUCAUACCAAAUAUUAUAUAGAACAAUGAGCUGUGACAGAAGUGUACAUUCUGCAAAUAUCAAUGAGAUCCAUGUGAUGCCAAUUAAAGAAAUUAUUAGACCAAUUCCAAGUGUCCUUGACGAGAAAAAAGUUGAUUCAUUAAUGGAAACAUUGAAGGCAAAUCCAGAUGAUGUAACGCCUAUUGAUGUUCUUUGGGUAAAAGGAAGUGAAGGAGGGAAUUAUUUCUACAGUUUCGGUGGAUGUCAUCGAUAUGCAGCACAUAAAAAGUUAAAAAGAAGCGAAAUUCGUGUUAAACUUGUCGAAUCGAACUUGCAUGACCUGAAAAUUUAUUUGGGUUCAAGCUGUCCAAAGGAAUUAAAAUAAAUUCAUUUCUUAUUGACAAAAUAACUUUAUUUCUAUUAGACUUCAUUCUUUAUUAACUUAAUUAAAUCAUCUGGCUCUUUUGGACUUGUUGUAAGAAUUUCCAGCUUCAUAUUUUUAUUAAUCAUCACGUCGUCUUCAAUGCGAAGUCCAAUGCCUCGAAAUUCUUCAGGAACAUCUGCACGAUCAUGAGGGAUGUAAAUUCCUAUAAAACAGAAAGCAAUGCAUUGGAUAUAGACAUAACAUAGUAAGAUAAUCUUACCUGGCUCAACUGUGAAAACAUUUCCAGGCACUAAUUUGUUACUUCUCGAGACUAACGGUGUAUCAUGAACAUCCAUUCCUAAGUAGUGUGAUACGUGAUGUGGACAAAAUUUAAAAGCUGCUCUCGCAAGUUCAUGUCCAGUUUUAUCUUUUGGUAUCAGACUUGCUUCUUGCAGAUAUUUUCCCAAUCUUGUACACAUAGUGUCAAAUAAUUCAUCAAGAGUAUAUCCACCUUCAUUCAAUACACAAUUUAUCAAGUCUUUUUGAACAUUCAGUACGACUUCAUAGAGAAUCCUUUGAGGAUCUGUAAAUUGACCAUUUAAUGGCCAAGUACGUGUUAUAUCAGAUGAAUAUCCCCCAUAUUCACAGCCUGCAUCAAGCAACACCAUAUCUCCAUCUUGUGUUAUUUGAGAAUUAUUAAUGUAGUGAAUUGUUGUAGCAUUUCGUCCUGAAGCCACAACUGGGGGAUAGGCUAAAAUAUAUGCCCCAUUUAUCCGACUUUGGUAAUCAACUUCUGCAAAAAUUUGAUGCUCAUUUAUUCCUGGAUAUGACUUUCUUAUAGUUUCAUUCACAGCAUUUGAACCAAUUUCACAGGUUUUACGCAUCAACUCAAUCUCAGCUUCUGACUUUAUCCAUCUCAAUGUGUGAAUGAAUUUUGUAGGAUUCUCAAAUUUAUCAAGAGUUUUAAGUAGAGGAGUUAUUGUACUUUGCUCGCUGUUCUUUUCAUCGUACCAAAUAAGUAGAUUCUUUAGAUUUUUAACUUUUUGUAGGAACGGAUUUAGAUGAAAAGUUGAGUAUGAUUCUUCAACGCCGAACAAUUCAACUCCAUUUUCAGAACCAGUCCUGAUUCCGUCCCACAGUUCCUGAUUCUUAUCCUUUGGCCUUAAAAACAGUAUAGAUUUAUGAGAUUUCUCAUUUAUUUCCAUCAUCAAGACUGAAUCUUGCUCCAAACAUCCAGAGAAAUAGAUGAAAUCAGAAUUCUGUCUGAAGACAUAAGGUAUUGAUGAUGAUAUAUGCUUUUUAACAGCGGAUGGAAUAACAAUCAAGUGAGUUUUGACAGACGGGAAGUUUGUAAGUGAAUAAGCUCUGAUUGUCUCAAUAAGUUGAAGUCUCCGAUAUGAAAUUUCUUCUGAUGUUAUUCCUUGAACUAAUUCUCCUUGUUUCAAUAAAUGAGGAUGUGUCUGAUGCGUUGGUUGGCCAUAGAUUUUCACCUGAUCAAGGUAUUUAAUUCUAUCCUUUAAGGAAAAUUGUGUAGUUUUAUGACGAAUCGAAACAUUUUGGAUAUAGCUUAUAAAACCU
Messenger RNA from Chironomus riparius, 2213 nucleotides. The record is from the annotation of a GenBank genome assembly. Lineage: Eukaryota; Metazoa; Arthropoda; Insecta; Diptera; Chironomidae.